Molecule: messenger RNA, 1800 nt
Organism: Thlaspi arvense
Lineage: Eukaryota; Viridiplantae; Streptophyta; Magnoliopsida; Brassicales; Brassicaceae
Source: the annotation of a GenBank genome assembly
AAUAAAUAAAACAAUAAGUUUCAUUAGUUUAAUAAAAUUAAGAUGGUUAUAAAAUCAUCAAGGAUGAAUGAUUACAGGAUCAAAAUAAUUGUUCAGAAAUGGCAAAGAAAGCGUUACUGAUUGGGAUCAACUACGUGGGAACGAAGGCGGAGCUACGAGGCUGCGUCAACGACGUCCGUCGGAUGCAUAUAAGCCUCGUAGAACGGUACGGAUUCUCCGAGAAGAACAUCAAACUGUUGAUCGACACAGAUAACUCUACGAUCAAACCGACCGGCAAGAACAUCCGACAGGCGUUGUUGGAUCUCGUUGAACCGGCGAAACCGGGUGAUGUUCUCUUCGUCCAUUACAGUGGACACGGGACGAGGUUGCCCGCCGAAACUGGGGAAGACGAUGAUACUGGCUACGAUGAGUGUAUUGUUCCUUCCGACAUGAAUCUCAUCACAGAUGAUGAUUUUAGGGAUCUUGUGGAUAUGGUGCCAAAGGAUUGCCCCAUUACAAUCAUCUCAGACUCUUGUCACAGUGGUGGCCUCAUCGAUGAAGCCAAAGAGCAGAUUGGAGAGAGCACAAAGAAGAAAAAGAAGGAAGACUCUGGAGACUCCUCAAGGGUCAGCAAGGAGACAGAAGAAGAAGCAGAGACCAAGGAGGUUAAUGAAAUGGGGAACAGAUCUCUGCCACUAGAGACUUUGAUCGACAUGCUGAAGCAAGAAACAGGGAACGAUGAUAUCGAAGUAGGGAAAAUCAGAACUACUCUUUUCGAUAUGUUUGGAGAAGAUUCAAGUCCCAAGGUGAAAAAAUUCAUGAAUGUCAUCCUAAGCAACCUACAAGAGACUGCUACUGGUCAAACCAGUCAAGGUGAGAUAUUGGAGACAAUUGGGAAACUGACUCAGGAGUUUCUUGAGCAGAAGCUAAACGAUGAUGUGAAACCGGUGAUCCAAGAGGUCUACGCAGGUGCAAUCAAUGGUGCACUUCCGGAUAACGGUAUACUGAUCAGUGGUUGCCAAACUGAUCAAACUUCUGCUGAUGCGAGCCCACCGGGUCACCCGGAAUUGGCUUAUGGAGCACUAACCAAUGCUAUACAGAUCAUAAUUAAGGAGACAAACGGUAAGAUUAGUAACAAAGACCUUGUUUUGAAGGUUAAGAAACUUCUGAAGAAACAGGGGUUUGAACAACGACCGGGGCUGUACUGCAACGAUGGUUACGUGAAUGCUCAGUUUAUAUGUUAAAUGAAGUUGGAGGGCUUUGUUGUUUGUUGAUUUGCUUUCGUGUGGAAUAAGUUUUGUGAUUUGGGUAGUGUCUUGUCUUUUGUAAAGUUUUAAUUUGAAUAAUGCCUGAGUGUGUGUUUCGCUCAUUGGUUUGGUAAGACAUUUUAUUGUUUGGUAAUGGACGUUUCUUAUAUUAUACCGUUUUCAAGUUCUUGGUUUAUUAUCGGUCUUAUGGUCUUAUCCCUAUUUUUGUUUCCCGAAUGUUAUUAUAACCUAUCUUGUGGGACAAGAAACAUAAUACUUAAAAAAAAAAAAUGAUAUGGAAUCCGUUGGUUACUUGGUUUGACGAAUAAGAAGCGACGUGUUGACAGACGAUGAUAAUAAUUGAUCUAUAAUAGAAAAUGGGAUUGUCUGCGCCUGCAAGAGAGUGAGAAGGUGUACACAAUAACAAGACACAUUUGCGUAAUUAUUAGUUGGUUAUAGAUUGCUUAAAGUUAUUUCCUUACUUAUUUCUCACAAUCUAUACAUGUUUUGUACGUUUUAGCUUUUGUUUGGAAGGAAGAACAAGCCAUAGAUUUUUUAACUGUAACUGUUAAAC